Molecule: messenger RNA, 1857 nt
Organism: Chara braunii
Lineage: Eukaryota; Viridiplantae; Streptophyta; Charophyceae; Charales; Characeae
Source: the annotation of a GenBank genome assembly
CAGCGACGUCGCCUGUCCCCUGAGGGGUCGGGCGACUCGACCAAGCACGCUGGCUAUGGCGUCGGCCGCGAGGGCGGGAAGAGGAGCCAUUGAGGCAUCGAGGCGUCUGCUUGGGCGGGGAUGGCAAGGGACACAUGGCAUUUCCCGCGUGAGGAAUGCCAGCUUGCUCGGAGGAGAGUUGCUUCGGCCGCGCAGGGCGGUCGGGAGCGGGAUAGGAACUCUACAGCGGAUAGCCGGCGGAACGUCGAUCACGACGACGACGGGCAAUGUCGCGGAGCAACAGGUUUAGAAAAAGAAAAAGAGUGCAAGAGGAGGGGGAGGAGGGGGGGAGGAGGGGAGGGAGGGGGAGAUUGCGGGGGCUAUGGAAGCUGAGCGUUGCUGGGCAAGCGGGAUCACGAGGAGGAGCGGGAGCCACGCGGUGUGGGGGGGUGGGGCAGCAGGGGCAAUCGCGACCCCGGUCCCGAUUGCGCGGGUUGCCAUGGCCGUGGAGCCACCGAAUCUCAUCGGCGGCGGAGAGCAGUGGAGAGGGUUUCUCUUUCCGCCGCGGACUGCCGUCUGUCGGGAUCUCGACCUCUCGUCGUCGUCGGGCUUAGGGAAGCUGUCGUCCUCGGCAGGAUCUCGGGACGAGGAGACAGCCGCGCCCGGGAACGGUUGGGUCGGCGGAUGGAACGUGCGGGCGACACGUGGCAUCUCCUCCGGGCGGCGGUUGCUUUACGAGAGGAGUCUGUCUGCAGGGAUCUCGAUCCCGAUGGGAAUGUCUACCGCUGAUCUGGAAAGCGCCAGAUCAGUGGUCCGCACGGAUCGCGAUCCCGACUUCGGCCAGCAGCGGAAUCAGCUAAUAAUAGCAACGGGGUGUCCUGGAGCAGGAGCGGGAGGGGGAGGGGGAGGUGGAGGAGAUGGACUACCGGUCGCUGCUCCUGCUGCCGGCAGCAGCCCCGUGGCGGCGGGGGCGGCGUCCAGUAUGGCGGCGGCUGUCUCCAUGCCUCGAGAGACAUCUGGAUCGGGUUCUGUUUCUAAUAUGGGUGCGCGCAGCGGGGCAGGCAGCCUGGUCGAGAUCUCGGCCAAGAUUUUCGGCAACGUCAUCGGAAAUGGCCUGCGGUCGGGACACAAGAUCCUUCGCCAGCGGUUGCUGGGCGAAAAGAUCACCAGUUGGUAUCCCAAUCCCAUCCAAAAGACAGAUCCCAGGUUCGAGGCCAUUGAGGAGAAGAGACGGCUGCUGAAGCUUGAGAGAUUGAGAAGGAGAGGGAAAGGAGCGCCGAAGAAGGGACAGGGAAAGCGUGCAGCAAAGAGGGGCAGCAAAUAAAUAAGGCUCACCAUUCGGAGGGGUACCAAAGAAAUAUGGUGCAGCCUCCUGGUGAUGAGUCAGUCGGUGAAACUCUCUCGACGAAACAAGUCUGUCACAGCCCUCGCUUGUUUGUUGUCCUCUUCUCCCUCUCUGCCUACGGCUCACCGGGCAGUUCUCUAUGACACACGGGGAUGGGGGCAGCCGCCGCUCAACCUACAUCCACGUGGGCGGCCUUGUACGCAAGAGGUUCUUUAUGAACAGGGGGAGUCUUGUAAGGAAGAAGAGAAAAAAUGAAUUUAUUUCUUAUUUUUUUCGCAUCUGCGCUCUGAUAAAUUUGUGACGAUAUAUAUAGAAGCUGUGGUUGUGACCAGAGGAAAACAAAGGAACAAACUACCCCAUAGCCACCAGAUAGCCACCACAUAGCCAUGGUUAUGGAUGGUUUCGUCAUAGGUGCGUUAUGGGAGCCUCAGCUCUCUCGAUGGAUGAGAACGCGGAGAAGGGAGUUCAGUUUUGAGAACAUCAUAAGCUCUUCUUCUUUUGGCAGAACGCGGAGAAGGGAGUUCAGUUUUGAG